CCCAUGACGCAUUGCUUCAGGGGUUUUCCAAGAUGGCGUCCUACUUGAAGAAAUCCACUGGUCUUGUAGGUUUAGCAGUCUCAAAGGCCCCUAGAGAGUCUUUGAUUCAACUAUAUAACAAAACUCUUGGAGUUCUACAAGAAAUGCCUCAAGAUGCAUCUUACAGAAAACACACAGAACAAAUAACAAACCAGAGACUGACUUUAGUAAAAGAGGAAAGUGAUAUUGAUGCUCUUGAGAAGAAAAUAGGAGCAGGACAAGUAGAAGAGGUUAUUAAACAGGCUGAGGAUGAAUUAGCACUAGCUAAGAAAAUGUUGGUAUGGAAAGCCUGGGAACCAUUGCAGACUGCACCACCUGAAGGGCAAUGGRACUGGCCAUAAGUYGUUUCCCUACCCACUGACAGACAAUAGGAUCAAACAURAUAAUAUGUACAUUAUUCUGUGUUAUAACGAUUACUGACUCUGGGUUACAUGAUCUGUAAUGUAAACUAUUUUAAGAGUCUUAUAUUUGAAAAAAAUUGCGGUGUGAUUAUUUUUUUUCUUAAAAGACAAAUAUGCAAUAAAAUUAUUACAACAUUUC
Messenger RNA from Exaiptasia diaphana, 579 nucleotides. RefSeq names its product NADH dehydrogenase [ubiquinone] 1 alpha subcomplex subunit 5. The record is from RefSeq and is a predicted model, not a curated record. NCBI's taxonomy places the organism in Eukaryota, Metazoa, Cnidaria, Anthozoa, Actiniaria, Aiptasiidae. The coding region runs from base 33 to 380 and encodes 115 amino acids. Gene Ontology annotation, biological process: respiratory electron transport chain. The transcript is spliced from 5 exons.